Aphidius gifuensis is the source of this 2218-nucleotide messenger RNA. RefSeq names its product cytosol aminopeptidase-like. Gene Ontology annotation, molecular function: manganese ion binding; metalloaminopeptidase activity. NCBI's taxonomy places the organism in Eukaryota, Metazoa, Arthropoda, Insecta, Hymenoptera, Braconidae. Bases 42 to 1586 code for a protein of 514 amino acids. Gene Ontology annotation, cellular component: cytoplasm. Gene Ontology annotation, biological process: proteolysis. The transcript is spliced from 5 exons. The record is from RefSeq and is a predicted model, not a curated record.
UUUUUUUUUCCCUCCUUCUUUAACCCCCAGCAACUGCUGCAAUGGCAUUGUUUCUUCUCGGCUCCAAAACAGUGCGUCUAGCAAAUUCACGGUUACGUUUUUUUUCAUCAAGCUGUCUAAAAAUGAAGAAAGGUUUAAUUCUUGGAGUUUAUGAAGGAGAAAACAAGGAUGACGUAGUUUUGACUCCAACAGCUGCCAAAUACAACGAGCUUGUUAAUGGAAAAUUACUGGCAAACAUUGCCUUAGCUGGACCAAAAAUUAAAAAAUCAAAAACAAGAAUAUUCUGGGGUAUAGAAGGAAGUCAGCAUACUUGUGUUGCUGUUGUUGGUCUUGGAAAACAAAAUGUUGGUGUUGAUCCACUCGAAGAAAUUGAUGAAGGAAGAGAAAAUAUUCGUGCAGCAGUAGCAGCUGCUUGUAGUGCACUUGAAAAUGUUGAUAUUAGAAAUAUUGAUAUUGAAUCAAUGGGAAAUGCUGAAGCUACUGCUGAAGGUACAACUCUUUCAACUUGGGUUUUCCAAGAAUUUAAAAGUCCACCAAAGCAAAAAAUAAUUCCAAGUAUUUCGUUGUAUGGAGAUGAUGGAGCUGAAGCAUGGCAAAUUGGGCAAAUAAAAGCUGAUGCACAAAAUUGGGCAAGAAGAUUAGCUGAUUUACCAGCAAAUUUAAUGACACCAACAAUAUUUAGUCAACAAGUAUCAGAGGUGUUAACAAAUGUUGGUGUUAAAGUUAUUGUUCAUGAUAAAGCAUGGGCUGAAGCUAAAGGAAUGAAUUCAUUUUUAUCAGUAUCACGUGGUAGUAUUGAAGAGCCAAAAUUUGUUGAAGUACAUUAUAAUGGUGGUAAUAAAGGUGAUGCACCAAUUGUUAUUGUUGGUAAAGGUGUUACAUUUGAUGCUGGUGGUAUUAGUUUAAAACCAGCAAGUGGUAUGGAUGAAAUGCGUUCUGAUAUGGGUGGUGCUGCAUGUGUUGUUGCAUCAAUAAAAGCACUUGCACAAUUAAAUAUUAAAUUAAAUAUCAUUGGUCUUAUUCCAUUGACUGAAAAUUUACCAUCUGGUUCAGCAACAAAACCAGGUGAUCUUGUUACAGCAAUGAAUGGCAAAACAAUUAUUGUUGAUAAUACUGAUGCUGAAGGUAGACUUAUACUCGCUGAUGGUUUAUGUUAUGCUGCUGAAUUUAAACCAAAGUUUACAAUGGACAUUGCAACAUUAACUGGUGCUAUUAGAAUUGCACUUGAUAAUGCAGCAACUGGUGUAUUUACAACAAGCUCAGAACUUUAUGAAAAAUUAAGAUCAUCUGGUGAAGUUACUGGUGAUAGAGUUUGGAGAAUGCCAUUGUGGCAACAUUACAACAGUAAAAUGACAAAACCAUGUAAAGCAGCUGAUGUCAAUAAUUUGAGUAAAACAAAAGGUGGUGGUUCAUGUUCUGCUGCUGGUUUUCUCCGUGAAUUUGCAAGCACAGAUGUACCAUGGAUGCAUUUAGAUAUUGCUGGUGUUGCUGGACCAUGUGCUGAAAAUAUAAGUUAUCUUCAACCUGGUAUGACUGGACGACCAACACGUACACUCAUUGAAUUCUUCCAGAAAUUUGCAUCUUAAGACUCUCGUACAGUCCCAUCAAUGAUGCACAUGCAUUUAUAAAUUUAUUGUGCAUUUAAAAAACUAAAAAAUAAAAAUAUUCAUUAACUCAAUAAUUAACAUUAAAAAAUUUAAAAAAUCAAAUUUUUUAAAUAAUAAUAAAUUAACAAUUAAGCAUACAAUUGUUAUAUUUAACAAAAAAAAAAAAAAACUUUUGCACAAUUUUUAAAAAUUUUUUUAAAAAAAAUUUCAACUAACUUUUUUUUUCUUUUUUUUUUUUAAGUGAGAGCUUUUCUUAUCCGUGUACAGCAAUUCGAUACUUGAUAAAAAAAAAUUUUUUUAAACUAAAAAAAAACUACGUAUUGUUGUAUAUAAAAUAAAUUUUAUAAAUUUAGUCGAAAAAAAAAGAAAAAAAAAAAUUGACAAACAACAUUGAAAUGAGAAAAAAAAAAUAUGUAAUUUACCAAAAGAUAAAAAUUGAAAUUUUAUUAUAAUAAUAAAUAAGUAAAAAAAAAAAAUCAUGUAUGGGAUUAAUGGACAAGGAAAAUAGCCUUAAUAAAAAAUCCAAGCCAUUUAUAAAAUAAAUGAUAAAAAAAAAAUGAUAAAAUAAUAAAUGUAAUAAAAUAAUAAAUAAAAAUUACAUUUAAAAAGGA